CGGCGGGGCCCGGCCGCAACGCCGCCGCAGCUGCGCCGGGGGCCACCGCCGCGACGCGCUUCUCCGUCGUCGACGCCGCCACCCACGAGCUCGCCUACACGCUGCUGACCGAGUUCGGCCGCGGCAGGGCCCGCCGGAGGAGCGUUGCCGUCGGCAGCGUGCGCCGCAGCGUGCGCGUCUACGACUUUGACGAGGUGGCACAGCUCUUUACAGCCGGCCGCCACGCCGGCGGCACAGCUAGGUUCGCCCACGGCGGUGAGCCCUCCCCAGCUGCCGUCUUGAGCGCCUCGGACACGGCCUGGCGGGUCUGGCUCUGCGAGCCUAUGGGCACCGCGACGGCGUACUUUCCGCCGCACACCGUGUCCCGCAUCGGCACCAUCGAUCUGCCGCAGUCCAAGCGGCGGCUCCGAUGGCGCGCGACGAGCCCGCUCGGCAUGGUCGAUGACGACCUAUGCCCGAGUCCUGGCGGCGAUGACGUUGUUCCUGCCGUCGACGAGGCCGAGGAUGCUGACCCUCCUGCCGCCAGUGCCAUUAGCGCCCCGAGGCCCAUCAGCAACCACAGCGCCUUCAAGCUCGUCUCGAUGGACGAGCGCGCCGCUGGCGCCGGCGGGCCCGCACCGCCCGUGGUGGCCAGGUUCGACCGCGUUGGCGACGUCGGGUGCACGCGCAUGGAGGGCCAGCUGCGCGUGUACAACGUGGAGGACUACGAGCUCGAGGUCGGCGGGAGGGAGGUCCUGGACGUGCUGAUGCUGCUGUCCCUGUCGUCGGUCGUACGCCCGCUGGGCUUCCGCCAGGCCAAGGGGGCGGCUGGAAAGGAUAGCGAGGAGGUGUCACCUACGUAGAUGGUGGCUUGGGAGAAUGAGAAGAACGAAAGGCCACACAAGGAUGAAAUUCAUUCAGUAGUUCGUUCUCUGGGUAUCUUAAAAUUUUAGACGUACUAGCGGCGGUGCUGUGAUGCCUGCCUGCGUCCCUCUGGCCUCGUGCUCCAAAAAUAAAGAAAAGGCGAAGACGGGAAAGUUGUACAGAAAUGCGAAGACAAAAGACUCCUGCUAUCGCCUUCCCAAUCCGCCAGUCAACCCUCAAUCUGCUCCUUGGCAUCUACUGCCGCGCC
Messenger RNA from Gaeumannomyces tritici R3-111a-1, 1111 nucleotides. RefSeq lists its product as hypothetical. The transcript is spliced from 2 exons. Lineage: Eukaryota; Fungi; Ascomycota; Sordariomycetes; Magnaporthales; Magnaporthaceae. The record is from RefSeq and is a predicted model, not a curated record. The coding region runs from base 324 to 842 and encodes 172 amino acids.